CUUACCCACCCUUUUUUUAUUUAUUUUUUGUUGUUUUUAUUAGAUUCUGGUAGUAAUGAUAAUACUGAAAAUAACCAACCUUGUUCUCCCGUUCUAAAUAUAAUGAAUGAUCAAAAUGAACAAUCCACAUCAACUGGUUCUACAGGUAGUAAUGACAUUACUGAAAAUGUGAAAAAUAACCAACCUUGUUCUUCUAUUCUGGAUAUAACGAAUGAUCAAAAUGAACAAUCUACACCAACUGGUUCUACAGGUAGUAAUGACAUUACUGAAAAUAUGGAAAAUAAUCAACCUUGUUCUUCUAUUCUGGAUAUAACGAAUGAUCAAAAUGAACAAUCUACACCAACUGGUUCUACAGGUAGUAAUGACAUUACUGAAAAUGUGGAAAAUAACCAACCUUGUUCUUCUAUUCUGGAUAUAAUGAAUGAUCAAAAUGAACAAUCUACACCAACUGGUAAGAAUAUCAUACAAUUAUAUUAUAUUGAUACAAUUUGUAAUUUAAAUCUGAAUAUUUUCAUUUAGGUUCUACAGGUAGUAAUGACAUUACUGAAAAUGUGGAAAAUAACCAACCUUGUUCUUCUAUUCUGGAUAUAAUGAAUGAUCAAAAUGAACAAUCUACACCAACUGGUAAGAAUAUCAUACAAUUAUAUUAUAUUGAUACAAUUUGUAAUUUAAAUCUGAAUAUUUUCAUUUAGGUUCUACAGGUAGUAAUGACAUUACUGAAAAUGUGGAAAAUAACCAACCUUGUUCUUCUAUUCUGGAUAUAAUGAAUGAUCAAAAUGA
Messenger RNA from Acyrthosiphon pisum (pea aphid), 780 nucleotides. RefSeq lists its product as uncharacterized. The transcript is spliced from 4 exons. Lineage: Eukaryota; Metazoa; Arthropoda; Insecta; Hemiptera; Aphididae. The record is from RefSeq and is a predicted model, not a curated record. The coding region runs from base 103 to 519 and encodes 138 amino acids.